AUGUCCUUGACCAUCAACACACUGGACAAAAACAAAGACAAUGAAAAACGUCUUAGCUUAGAAUUACCCAAACCAGAAAUUUUAAUAUAUCAACAUCCCGAAACCGAUGAGUCGUUUCUCGAAGAACAUCCUUCGAAAGUCGUUGAAGUGAUCGAGUGUCUGGAAGCGAUAGAAAAUGCCAACAAGACGGAUUUGUCAAAAAACAGGAAAAAGUCGACGCUUAACAUAAACGAAUUUCCAUUCCUGGUAACACAGCGAAAUGAAAGGAGCACUACAACUUUUCGUCGAGCUAAAACAAAGAAUGUCCCGAUCAAUACAAAUCAGUUUACUUUUAUGCGUCAAGUCAAUCCAGAUGCCGAGGAUCGAAUUUUGGCCCGAAAACAGCGAGAAGAUGUGGCCGAAACAUUUCGGCGGAUGGGAAAUUUUGAGUAUCGCAAAUCAAACUUUGCUUUGGCCAAAAACUACUAUACAAAGGGUCUGGAAUAUAUUAAAGACACGCCUGUUUUGUAUGUAAACAGAGCCAUGUGUUCCAUCAAGAUGCGUGAAUUGAAGCAUAGUAUCAUGGAUUGUGACUAUGUACUAACACAUGUGGAUGAAAGAUAUCUGCGUGCUUGGCUUUAUCGGGCAGCAGCCUAUAAACGCUUGAAUGACGAGACUAACUAUGAAAAGAGUGUUGAUCAGGCUAGGCGAUUAAACAGAUCACAAGCCGAAUUUAUCGAGGAUUUUUUAGAAAAAAUGCGUUUGCUACUCUAA
Messenger RNA from Drosophila takahashii, 753 nucleotides. RefSeq names its product tetratricopeptide repeat protein 12. Gene Ontology annotation, molecular function: protein binding. The record is from RefSeq and is a predicted model, not a curated record. Lineage: Eukaryota; Metazoa; Arthropoda; Insecta; Diptera; Drosophilidae. Gene Ontology annotation, biological process: sperm axoneme assembly; axonemal dynein complex assembly. Gene Ontology annotation, cellular component: centrosome; cytoplasm.